Messenger RNA from Macaca mulatta (Rhesus monkey), 1050 nucleotides. It is a transcript of the gene OR8D1, whose product is annotated as olfactory receptor family 8 subfamily D member 1. Gene Ontology annotation, biological process: G protein-coupled receptor signaling pathway. Gene Ontology annotation, molecular function: olfactory receptor activity; G protein-coupled receptor activity. The record is from RefSeq and is a predicted model, not a curated record. NCBI's taxonomy places the organism in Eukaryota, Metazoa, Chordata, Mammalia, Primates, Cercopithecidae. Gene Ontology annotation, cellular component: membrane.
GAACAGUGAGGGCCCGUGUUAAUGUAAUUCACGCUUUCUGUUUUCACAGAAAUGCCUAAAGAAGAAUGACCGUGGAAAAUUAUUCUACAGCAACUCAGUUUGUCUUAGCUGGUUUAACACAGCAAGCAGAGAUCCAGCUGCCCCUCUUCCUCCUGUUCUUGGGUAUCUAUUUGGUCACAGUAGUGGGCAACCUGGGCAUGGUUCUCCUGAUUGCCGUCAGCCCUCUGCUUCACACCCCCAUGUACUAUUUCCUCAGUAGCUUGUCCUUCGUUGAUUUCUGCUAUUCCUCUGUCAUUACUCCCAAAAUGCUGGUGAACUUCCUAGGAAAGAACACAAUCCUUUACUCUGAGUGCAUGGUCCAGCUCUUUUUCUUUGUGGUCUUUGUGGUGGCUGAGGGUUACCUCCUGACUGCCAUGGCGUAUGAUCGCUACGUUGCCAUCUGUAGCCCACUGCUUUAUAACGUGAUCAUGUCCUCAUGGGUCUGCUCACCGCUAGUGCUGGCUGCCUUCUUCCUGGGCUUUCUCUCUGCCUUGGCUCAUACAAGUGCCAUGAUGAAACUGUCCUUUUGCAAAUCCCACAUUAUCAACCAUUACUUCUGUGAUGUUCUUCCCCUCCUCAAUCUCUCCUGCUCCAACACAUACCUCAAUGAGCUUCUGCUUUUUAUCAUUGCGGGGUUUAAAACCUUGGUGCCCACCCUAGCUGUUGCUAUCUCCUAUGCCUUCAUAUUCUACAGCAUCCUUCACAUCCGCUCCUCAGAGGGCCGGUCCAAAGCUUUUGGAACAUGCAGCUCUCAUCUCAUGGCUGUGGGGAUCUUCUUUGGGUCCAUUACCUUCAUGUAUUUCAAGCCCCCUUCAAGUAACUCCCUGGACCAGGAGAAGGUGUCCUCUGUAUUCUACACCACAGUGAUCCCCAUGCUGAACCCUUUAAUAUACAGUCUGAGGAACAAGGAUGUGAAGAAAGCAUUGAGGAAGGUCUUAGUAGGAAAAUGAGUCCUGAUUUGGGGGAUUUAUAGAUGGGAAAAAUGAAUAGUUCCAGUGAACAUGCAUUCUU